This is a messenger RNA of Ylistrum balloti, 1071 nucleotides long. Its product is annotated as centromere protein P-like. Gene Ontology annotation, biological process: CENP-A containing chromatin assembly. The transcript is spliced from 9 exons. The record is from RefSeq and is a predicted model, not a curated record. NCBI's taxonomy places the organism in Eukaryota, Metazoa, Mollusca, Bivalvia, Pectinida, Pectinidae. The coding region runs from base 1 to 990 and encodes 329 amino acids. Gene Ontology annotation, cellular component: chromosome, centromeric region; nucleus.
AUGGCGGGAACUGAAAAAGAUGGGAUGUCCGAUGAUUUAGCAGAUGUUUCACGCAACAUAAAAGAAUUUUCUGAUGUUGAAGUUGACAGAGCACUGGAGACAUCGAUGCAGGCAAUUUCAAGCUCUAUAUCAAAGAAAAUGGGUAUUCCGUCAAAGCUGAUGCAGGAACUGAACCAGUUGGAACUUGAUAUAGCUACACUGUCUGGAAAUGUAACAAGGAAGAAGGCUCAUUUGAAACAAGUGAAAAGUUGGUUAAGAGAAGAGAGUGACAAAGAUGAACCAUCGUCAACAGCAGAAGUCAUCCAAAACAUUCACAAUCUAGAAGACAUGAUAUUAAGAAUGCAAAAGAUAACUGGAGUUUGUUUUAUGGAUUUUCAAGAGGAGACCCUGAAGAAUGAAGAAAAUCUCACUCAGAAACAUUUUGACAUCAAGGGAGAAUGCAAUGGCCUUGAGUUUGAACUGGAGUUUGAUACAGAGGAAACAUUAAUUAACGAUGAACGAUCAGAAAUUGACAUAAAAGAUUUUGUUGCGAAUGUCCCACAAGAUGUUUGCUUUGAACUAGAGAAGUCACUGGAACGGGUUGUCAAUGAACAGACCGUUGGAGGAUUUUUUCGAUUGAUUAUGCCAUACUCAAAAUGGGAAUCUCAUCGACAGAAAUUAUUGAACCAUUUUGCUGAGAAGUAUCCUGAAUUUGUGUCUGUUUAUACAACGGAGACAAAUCGUACCUUGACGAUUUCGAAUCCCAAGUCAAAACAUGGUCCUGUCCUGAUGAUCAGCUGGGAAUUUAACGAGCAGUCUCUAGACAGAGUAGUUCCAAGAAUUCGACUGGGUGUGGAAGGAACACAGCAAUUGGUGGAUUUAGACAAAAUGAAAGCUUUGGAAAAUGCUCCAGAAAAUUUUGAACUUUUAAUUGAAGAAUUUGGAAUUGAGCGAGCAGUAGAUGUGAUGAUCAAUUUAAUUCAAAUGCAGACUACAGAAACAGUCCAAUAGACAGACAGACAGGGUCCUUGUAAUAAAUGUGAGCUGGUCACUGGAAACUAACCGACAGUCAGGGUCCUGGAAAUAAAUGUC